UAUUGGUUUUUGGGUUUAUUUAUAUUUUUAUAGUUACGUUUUCUCGGAAUAGGUGCAACCGGACUGCGAUGUUACUUUUAUUAAACGAGUAUUGUAACGGCAUCGCAUGAGUACUGUUUUCUUACUUUCUGUUAGUGUUUUGUUAAAGAACUCCUAAACAGUGCAUGGUAGAUACGUGUAUGAGUCAACCAAAAUCAAGUUGUAAUCGAGGAGAAACCCGUACAAUUAACAAAAUUUUGUAUUGAUAUAUAGUUAUAUAUACAUAUAUAAACCAUGUCCGUACAACGUUCCCGAAGUGCACUGUCUCCUAACAACAGUGGAAACAUUGAAGCAAGCAAUAGCACUGUAAAUGGAAGUAACAUUAUCGGUGGUGCAGGGGGCAGUAGCAGCAGCAGUGGAUACAUCAAAGAUCGCUACAUUGACGAACUGCCAUCACAGCAGUUGCGACUCCUUUGUGAACAUUUAGACGAAAUGCAAGUUUGGAUGCAACUGGCCGAAGUUAUGCAACUACGACCCGCAGAUGUGAAGUUUAUACAACAACAACAGGAGUUGGGUAAAUCACCAUCAUGGCUUUUGAUACGAAAGUGGGGCAUCGAGUGCAAGCAUACAGUGACUGAACUUUUUAUGCUCUUGUGGAAAAGAGAACAACAUCAUGCUAUGCGAAUGCUGAAGGACUUUGUAGAACGUAAAUAUCAACUUCUAAUACCCCGCAGUCAACCACGUUUGACAAUGCUAAUGGCGAAUUCAGAUAUCAAACAACUUAAUGGACCCAUAAAUUCUUCUUCCUCUGGUGUGAGUAACUCAAAUAACAAUUCUUCAUAUUCCUCUUCCGACCAAACAGCACCUACCUCUACACAACGUAUUGAGCAAGAUGUACGUGAAUUCGCUCGCUAUAUGAUCGAGAUUAGUUAUGAUGAUUUAACAGAGGCCACCGAGAAUUGGAGCGAGCGUUUGAAGCUAGGCAAAGGGGGCUUCGGUACCGUUUAUAAAGGUACAUGGAAGUGUACAGAAGUGGCUGUGAAACAGUUACAAUAUAACGCAGUGAAUGGACGUGAUAGCAGCAAAGUUCAACUACAACAAAGCCUGAAUGAACUAAAACACUUGAGCCGUUAUCGCCACGAUAAUGUAUUACCACUCUUUGGUUAUUCAUUAAAUGGCGAAAAACCUUGUUUGGUAUAUCAACUAAUGAAGGGCGGAACAUUGGAGCAGCGCUUAUAUGCGAAAAAAGAGAAACCAUUGACUUGGAAGGAGCGUGUCGAAAUUUGCCUAGGAGCAUCCCGUGGAAUCAACUUCCUGCACUCAUGUGAUGUCAAACCGCUAAUACACGGUGACAUCAAACCAGCUAAUGUGUUGCUGGAUGUAUGUUUGACACCCCGUAUCGGAGAUUUUGGUUUGGCACGCGAAGGUCCCGCUGCUGUAAGUCGAUCGGUAACCGUUUCCCAAGUUUACGGCACAAGACCCUAUCUACCCCAAGAGUUCUUGCGGGGAAAAAAGCUUAGCACAAAAGUGGAUACUUAUAGUUAUGGUGUUAUGUUAUUAGAAACAUUUACAGGGAUGCGUGCGGUUGACCAACAUCGCAGACCGCUCUUGCUAUCAGAAUUUGUUAAAUGUGUACGUAAAGAUGAACUUGUCAAUCUGAUCGAUGCACGUCAACCCAUACAAAACGAUGAGCGUGAUAUGUGUAAAAAUUUAAUUUUAUUGGGUACACAGUGCGUGGCUUUUGAAGCUGACGACCGCCCAGAGAUGAAAUACGUUUAUGACACAAUAAACUUUUGCAAGAUAUAUCCCGACUAGAAAUGAUGCAAAGGAAAAUAAUUACAAAAAAAAAAAAAACAUUCCUGUUGUGCCUUAAUAUAUGUAUGUGAGACAUUUAUGUAUAUUUGUGUAGUAUAACACUAUCCAUAAAUAACUUCUUCAU
Ceratitis capitata (Mediterranean fruit fly) is the source of this 1918-nucleotide messenger RNA. It is a transcript of the gene pll, whose product is annotated as serine/threonine-protein kinase pelle. NCBI's taxonomy places the organism in Eukaryota, Metazoa, Arthropoda, Insecta, Diptera, Tephritidae. Bases 274 to 1794 code for a protein of 506 amino acids. Gene Ontology annotation, biological process: protein phosphorylation; signal transduction. Gene Ontology annotation, molecular function: protein kinase activity; protein binding; ATP binding. The transcript has 5 exons. The record is from RefSeq and is a predicted model, not a curated record.